CCACUCGCUCAAGGGAUAAUACUGUCAUGGCGCGGACGAGCUAUAGCAGUGGGUAAAUCAGGAAGAGAAUUCGCUGUAAGUGGGUUAACUGAAACGUGAACAGGUCUAGCGGUUUUUAGGGAAGAACCGAGUGGACUGCGGUCCGUUGUCGAGCACCAUUAGAGCUGUUUCCGGACUUGAGACACGUUUCGGAGUUCUUGCUUGCUCAUGACAUCGCGCUACCUGUCAAGCCUGUGACAAUAGCAAGUUCUGCUGCUCUAGUAGCCUGGCUGGACUAACGAAGAAAUGAAAGUCGAGGUUGCCUCGUUUCUAUUUUGACAGAGGAUCGGAAGGGCAAGGUCUUUGCGACUUUACUACUACAGCCUGUUAUCAAGCUGGUCCAUUUUAGGGAACGGUUUUAGGUGCAUUAUUUAAUUCGCCUCCUAUCAAGUUUCCGACCGGGGAGAGUAGUUCUGCAUGGAAACGCAGUGAACUAAGGUCGCGGUGUAAUCGACUAGAAAUUCAGUUCUCGUGCGUAUCUACCUCUCGCGGACUGCAAAACUAAUUUGGUUAAAUCUAAUGAUCAUUUGGGAAACUGUUUUUAAUGGGGACGGAACUAUUUCCGUGGUUUAUCAGCAGACUGUCUACAUAACUCAGAAGAAGUAGGAUACAAUUGUUUUUCUUCACCGACUUUCCUGUAACCAAUUACCGCCUUCGGGAGUGAACAGGUGCCUUACCUGCUAACGCCACCUGUCCUGUAGCAAUGGCUAACGAGGGCAUGCUGGGAGCUGGUCGGCCAGCUGGGCAAGGCGAUGGAACGACGACUGUGUCUCUCAAUCCUUCAAUCCCUAUUCGAGGAAUCAAAAUGAAAUUCGCUGUCCUGGCGGGCCUGGUGGAAGUUGGGGAAGUUUCCAACCGGGACAUUGUAGAGACAGUCUUCAACCUGUUGGUGGGAGGCCAGUUUGACCUGGAGAUGAACUUCAUCAUCCAGGAGCAGGAGAGCAUCGUCUGCAUGGUUGAGCUACUGGACAAGUGCGAGCCCACGUGCCAGGCGGAGGUAUGGAGCAUCUUCACGGCCGUCCUGAAGAAGAGCGUGAGCAACCUGCAGGCCUGCACCGACACGGGCCUCAUCAGCCUGGUCCUGGAGCGUGUGGCCUACACUGAGAGCAUGAUCGCAGACCUGAUGGUGGACAUGUUAGGAGUGCUGGCCAGCUACAGCAUCACCGUCAAGGAGCUGAAGCUGUUCUUCAGCAAACUGCAAGGAGAGAAAGGCCAAUGGCCUCCCCACGCCGUGAAGCUGCUGUCCGUCCUGAAGAGCAUGGCCCACAGCAGCGGGCCGGACUCCUUCUUCAGCUUCCCGGGGAAGAGCGCCGCCGCCAUUGCACUGCCCCCUAUAGCCAAAUGGCCAUACCAGAGUGGCUUCACCUUCCAUACCUGGCUCCGCAUGGAUCCCAUCAACAACAUCAACGUUGACAAGGACAAGCCUUACCUUUACUGUUUUCGCACCAACAAAGGCCUGGGCUACUCUGCACACUUCGUGGGCGGCUGUCUGAUUGUGACCUCGUUAAAAUCCAAGGGAAAGGGAUUCCAGCACUGUGUGAAGUAUGACUUUAAGCCGCAGAAGUGGUACAUGGUGUCCAUCGUUCACAUCUACAACCGCUGGAAGAACAGCGAGAUCAGCUGCUACGUCAACGGAGAGCUGGCCUCCUACGGAGAAAUCACCUGGUUCGUCAACACCAGCGACACUUUCGACAAGUGUUUCCUGGGUUCGUCGGAGACGGCGGACGCCAACCGCGUGUUCUGUGGUCAGAUGGGGGCCGUGUAUCUGUUCGGUGAGGCCCUCAGCGCGGCCCAGAUACUGGCCAUCUACCAACUGGGGCCAGGGUACAAGGGCACCUUCAAGUACAAGGCGGAGAGUGACCUCCUGUUUGCCGAGCACCACAAGACCCUGCUGUACGACGGCAAGCUGUCCUCCUGCAUCGCCUUCACCUACAACCCCCGUGCCACCGACGCUCAGCUGUGCCUGGAGUCCUCCCCCAAGGACAACUCCUCCAUCUUCGUCCACUCGCCGCACGCUCUGAUGCUGCAGGACGUGAGGGCGGUGGUGACCCACUCGGUUCAGAGUGCCAUCCAUUCCAUUGGGGGAGUGCAGGUCCUCUUCCCUCUGUUCGCCCAGCUGGAUCACCUGCAGCACACCAGCGAAGAGCUGGACACCUCUGUCUGUUGCACUUUGCUGUCCUUUGUGAUGGAGCUGCUGAAGAACUCUGUGGCUAUGCAAGAGCAGGUUCUGGCCUGCAAGGGCUUUCUAGUAAUCGGUCACACACUGGAGAAGUCUUCCAAAGUGCACGUGACUCGGCCCGUGCUGGAAAUCGUGCUGGCGUUCGCCCGUUACCUCAGCAACCUGCAGAACGGCGUCCUCCUGCUGAAGCAGCUGUGUGACCACAUCCUGUUCAACCCGGCCAUCUGGAUCCACGCCCCGGCCAAGGUCCAGUUAACCCUGUACACCUACCUGUCGACUGAGUUCAUCAGCACGGUGACCAUCUACAACGCCAUCCGCAGGGUGGGGACGGUACUGCAGGUCAUGCACACACUCAAGUACUACUACUGGGUGGUCAACCCUCAGGACCGCAGUGGAGUCACACCCAAGGGCCUCGAUGGCCCGAGACCCAAUCAGAAGGAAAUCAACUCCCUCAGAGCUUUUCUGCUGCUGUUUGUCAAACAGCUCAUAAUGAAGGAUUACGGCGUGAAGGAAGACGAACUACAGAGUAUUCUCAACUACCUGCUCACUAUGCACGAGGACGACAAUCUAAUGGAUGUGCUCCAGUUGCUGGUGGCGUUGAUGUCCGAGCAUCCCGGCUCCAUGGUCCAGGCCUUUGAUCAGCGCAGUGGAAUACGGGUUAUAUACAAGCUGCUAGCUUCCAAAAGUGAAGGAAUCAGAGUGCAGGCACUCAAGGUCAUGGGCUACUUUCUCAAGCACUUGCCUGCUAAGAGGAAGUCGGAGGUCAUGCUGGGUCACGGCCUGUUCUCCCUGCUCACAGAGCGACUGAUGCUCCACGCGAGCCCGUUCACCAUGACAACCUACAACGUGCUCUUCGAGAUCCUGACUGAGCAGAUCUGCACUCAAGUGAUUCAUAAACAACAUCCGGACCCCGACUCCACUGUCAAGAUUCUCAACCCACAGGUCCUGAAGGUGAUCGCCGCCCUUCUGAAAAACUCUCCCCCAUCUCCUGAGAGCAUGGAGGUGCGCCGGAUCUUCCUGUCAGACAUGAUCAAACUGUUCAAUAACAGCAAAGAAAACCGGAGGAGCCUGUUACAGUGUUCGGUGUGGCAGGAGUGGAUGCUCUCGCUGUGCUUCAUUAACCCCAAGAGCAGCGAGGAGCAGAAGAUCUCCGAGAUGGUGUACGCCAUCUUCCGCAUCCUGCUGUACCACGCCGUCAAGUACGAGUGGGGCGGCUGGCGCGUGUGGGUGGACACCCUGUCCAUCACCCACUCCAAGGUGACCUUUGAGCAGCACAAGGAGAGCCUGUCUCAUAUGUUCCGCCAGUACCAGAGUCAGGGCUCUGAGGGUGAUUUGACCAGGGUUCGUACCAUCUCCGGGGCCAGGGCCGAUCAGGGGGAGGAGACGGCCCCCUCCACUGUCAUAGAGCUCACUGUAGACCCAGAUGUGGCUCCCCAGAGCCAGGAAUCCCCCAGCACUUCUCCUCCUUCUGUUGUCUCCACAUCCUCCGCCCCGUCUGCCAGCCCACCAGAGGGUGACCGGGAUGAAAGUCAGAGGGACGAAGAACCCAUAACCUUGUCCGACAUACUUGCCAAGGCCGAAGAGGGGGAGAAGGAAGAACUGCAGCUGGAUCAGAUAGCGGAGGAGCAGAGAAAAGUUGCUGAUGAUGGAGUUGACGAUACUACUCAGAAGACCGCAGUUAAACCCACAGGGUAUGAAGUUUGCGUUGAGACCAUUGAGAGGGAAGCCUCAUCUAAGACCUCUGCAGACAAGGGCGACUGCGCAGACGGACUGAAGUCUGCGGCCGCCAGCACAGCUGGAACAGAUGAAGUGACAAAGCCAGGAACUGAGGACGCGAAGGCAGGUGAACAGAACACUGACGAUGUCAAACAAACAAUCCACGAUGCUAAAAAAGAGUUUGUAGAAAAAACUAAACUUCGAACGGAUCACAAGAAAGACUCCGACAACGACAACGAUGAAGUCGACAAAGUACUUAUGUCUGAGGAUUCCCUGAACGAACCAGAACCAGUGAAUGUAACGGAUAAGCAGGUGUCUGCUGAAUCAUUGGCUGGCCAAAAGGAUGAUCUGGUCGUGUCCGGGGUCCCGGGGGGGUCUUCAAUUAUGGACCAGGUACACCACAGCUCUACUGACGACAGCUUGGAGUCCUCGUCCUUUGUCUCUGCCGCUUGCGGGGAGGAUGAAGAGGAGGAAGAACGGCAGGACCAGGUGAAGACAGGGAAUGUCGGAAUUAAGGAGAAGGAAGGGAUUAAAGCAGACGAGGUCAAGGCGGAGACGAAAUCGAAGGAAGUGACGGAAGCGGAAAUUGCCAAAGUUGAGCCAGCUGUAGAAUCUCCGGAGAGUCAAGAGGCACCACCUGCUUCACCCCCCAAGGAAAGUGAGGCAGAACCUGCCCAGAUGGAGGAGAUUGACCUAAAUCAGCCAGGCACUGACAUUGUCAGCUCAGAUCCAGCCCAGCAGCCUCAGCCUUCAGAGACCAGAGCGUCGCCCCCUGCAGCUCAGGAGGCCGCAACGGCAGCAUUAGGGGCCUCAACCAACCCCCCAGAGGUUCCCAGCAGCGAGAUCGUCCCGCCACCCUCUGGUGCCACUGGUGUCCUCGGCACCAGCACUGAUACCUCUCCAAAGACAGCCACUGCUUUGCAGGAGAGUAAAGAUGGUGCAACCGAGAGCCCCAGCGCUGCCGUCAAGACCAAAGAGAUCCACAUCGCCAGGCUGGAUGUGUCCAGUGUGGCCUCAGACACAGAGAAACUAGAGCUGAAGGAGGCUUCUGCACCUGAGACUCUCCAGGGCCAGCCAGCUGCGGUGGGGGCCUCAGGGGGCCCGUCCAGAGAAGGUGGCUCCUCCUCCUCUUCGGCCCGGUCCACCAUGUUCCGUAUCCCUGAGUUCCGCUGGUCCCACAUGCAUCAGCGUCUGCUCACCGACCUGCUCUUCUCCAUCGAGACCGACGUGCAGAUGUGGCGGAGUCACUCCACCAAGACGGUGUUGGACUUUGUGAACAGCAGUGAGAACGUGGUGUUUGUCCACAACACGGUGCACCUGGUCUCUCAGGUGGUGGACAACCUCAUCAUGGCCUGUGGAGGGAUCCUGCCGCUGCUGUCUGCCGCCACGUCCUCCACUCACGAGUUGGAGAACAUCGAGCCGUCCCAGGGCUUGGAGGUGGAGGCCUCCGUCACAUUCCUGCGGCGUCUCAUCAACCUGGUGGACGUUCUCAUCUUUGCCUCGUCCCUGAACUUCACGGAGAUCGAGGCCGAGAAGAACAUGUCCUCGGGGGGGAUUCUGCGACAGUGCCUUCGCCUGGUCUGUGCCAUGGCUGUGAGGAACUGUCUGGAGUGUCAGCAGCAUUCCCACUUCAUGCCCAGCCAGGACAGUGCCCGCAGCCAGCAGUCCACGCCGAGCCUCAUGGGAGCAGCCAAGUCCGUGCCAGCGCAGAGCCCUGUGGACGUGGUGACGGGAGGGAUGUCGCCAAUCCGCGACAUGGACCGACUUCUUCAGGACAUGGACAUCAACCGCCUCCGAGCCGUGGUCUUCAGAGACAUUGAUGACAGUAAGCAGGCUCAGUUCCUGGCCCUGGCCGUGGUCUACUUCAUCUCUGUCCUCAUGGUGUCAAAAUACAGAGACAUCCUGGAGCCCCAGAACGACAAGAAACAACCGCAGAGGAGCCAGUCCACCCGGAGUGCAGAUAUGGGCGUCGUCUCCGGCGGUCCCGAUCCGGAUAGCGGCGUGUCGUCCCUGCGACGCAGUGUCUCUGGUCCCGGGGAAGACCACGCCUCAAUGACCCCUGCCGGGGCAAACUCCACCGCCCAGGGCCCUGACGCCGUCUCAGAGGCUCUGUCCACCCUCUCCUCAGAGGUCAGGGGUCACAGGGGCCAGGAUGCCCUCAAGGGAGACGCCAGGGCCGGGAAGAAUGUCAAUGUGAAGGACAUCCUGCGCAGCCUGGUUUCGGCGCCUGCUGAUGACAUCAUGGUGGAUCCUAGCCUGCUGCCUCCGACGUUCCUGGGAGCUGCUAUGGGAGAAAGCCCUAACCAGUUCAGAUCUUUUGACAGAAGCGUAAGGGUGGCUCCCAAGAAAGUUGGCGCCGCCUCGUCCCCUGGCUCUUCCACGCCUGUCCCACCGUCCGGGACGCCGGUCAACAGCGUCGCUGUGGUGUCCACGGGCGACGCUCCUCAGAACGCCGCGGCCGACGCGUCCGCUGCAGGAACAGCCAGCUCCAACCUGCCAUCUGUCCCCACGCUGUCCCCAGUGACCCCCAACAUGAGCAUCUCCGAGAGGCUGGAACAUGCUCUGGAGAAGGCUGCUCCUCUACUGAGGGAGAUCUUUGUGGACUUCGCCCCGUUCCUGUCUCGCACACUGCUGGGCAGUCACGGACAGGAGCUGCUCAUCGAGGGCACCAGUCUGGUGUGCAUGAAGUCCAGCAGCUCCGUGGUGGAGCUGGUCAUGCUGCUCUGUUCUCAGGAGUGGCAGAACUCUAUUCAGAAGAAUGCAGGCUUGGCCUUUAUUGAGCUAGUCAACGAGGGCAGGCUGCUGAGUCACACCAUGAAGGAUCAUCUGGUGCGCGUCGCCAAUGAGGCAGAGUUCAUCUUGAGUCGCCAGAGAGCCGAGGACAUCCACAAACACGCCGAGUUUGAGUCCCACUGUGCCCAGUACUCGGCCGAAAAGCGCGACGAGGAGAAGAUGUGUGACCACCUGAUCCGGGCGGCCAAGUACCGCGACCACGUCACAGCCACCCAGCUCAUCCAGAAGAUUGUCAACAUCCUUACCGACAAACAUGGCGCCUGGGGGCGUUCUGCUGCCAGCCGUCCUCGGGAGUUCUGGCGCCUGGACUACUGGGAAGACGACUUGAGACGGCGCCGGCGUUUCGUGCGGAACCCCUUCGGAUCCACGCACUCCGAGGCCACGCUCAAAGCCGCGGCGGAACACGUGGUGACUGGUAUUAAUGCUCCUGAGGAAGAUAUCCUCAAAGGUAAGCAGUGCAUCAGAAGUCACGCGCUGGGAAAUCAGAACUCCGAGAGUGAGAUAUUGUUGGAUGGCGACGACGACACCCUGUCAUCCUUGGAGGAGAAAGAAUUGGAGAACCUAACAGGCCCUGUUAACCUGAGCACCAGUGCUCAGCUGGUCGCCCCGGCUGUGGUAGUGAAGGGAACGCUGUCUAUCACCGCAUCUGAGCUGUACUUCGAGGUGGAUGAAGAAGAGGCCGGCUUUAAGGCGAUCGAUCCAAAGAUCCUGGCCUACACAGAGGGGCUCCAUGGUAAAUGGCUGUUCACAGAGAUCAGGGCCGUCUUCUCCAGGCGUUACCUGCUACAGAACACAGCCCUGGAGAUCUUCAUGGCCAACAGAACCGCGGUCAUGUUCAACUUCCCAGAUGCUGCCUCCGUCAAGAAGGUGAUCCACUGUCUUCCUCGUGUCGGGGUGGGCACCAACUUUGGCCUCCCCCAGACCAGGCGUAUCUCCCAGGCCAGUCCCAAGCAGCUGUACAAGGCCUCCAACAUGACCCAGCGCUGGCAGCGCAGAGAGAUCUCCAACUUUGAGUACCUCAUCUUCCUCAACACCAUCUCCGGUCGGACCUACAACGACCUGAACCAGUAUCCCGUCUUCCCCUGGGUCAUCACUAACUACGACACUGAAGAUCUGGACCUCACCCUGCCCAGCAACUACAGAGACCUGUCCAAGCCCAUUGGAGCGCUAAACCCCAAGAGGGCGGCGUUCUUCAACGACCGCUAUGAAUCCUGGGAGGACGACCAGGUGCCCAAGUUCCACUACGGAACCCACUAUUCCACCGCCAGCUUUACCCAGAUGUGGCUGCUUCGCACUGAGCCCUUCACCACCAUGUUCCUGAACUUCCAGGGAGGGAAGUUUGACCAUGCCGACCGUACAUUCUCCUCUGUGUCGCGAGCCUGGAGGAACUGCCAGAGAGACACCUCAGAUGUGAAGGAGUUGAUCCCGGAGUUCUACUACCUUCCUGAGAUGUUCCUGAACGCCAACAACUACAGCCUGGGAGUGAUGGACGAUGGAAGCGUGGUGUCUGACGUGGAGCUGCCACCGUGGGCCAAGACGCCAGAGGAGUUCGUACGCAUCAAUAGACUGGCCCUGGAGAGUGAGUUUGUGUCUUGCCAACUGCACCAGUGGAUCGACCUGAUCUUCGGCUACAAGCAGCAGGGUCCGGAAGCCAUCAGGGCCCUGAACGUCUUCUACUACCUGACCUACGAAGGCGCGGUCAGCCUCAGCUCCAUCACCGAGCCCCUGCUCAGAGAGGCGGUGGAGGCCCAGAUCAGGAGUUUCGGACAGACACCUUGUCAGCUGCUCAUUGAGCCCCACCCACCAAGGAGCUCUGCCAUGCAGGUGUAUCUCCUCCUGCAGACCCCCCUGAUGUUCACGGAGCAGAUGCAGCAGGACGUCAUCAUGGUGCUGAAGUUCCCCAGCAACUCCCCCGUGGCCCACGUGGCCGCCAACACCCAGCCGGGCCUCGCAGCCCCCGCCAUCAUCACCGUCACCGCCAACCGCCUCUUCGCCGUCAACAAGUGGCACGGCCUGGCUGGUCAUCAAGGUUCUUCUUCAGUUCAGGAUCAGCAGUACCAACUGCCUGUGGAAAUCGACCCUUUGAUAGCCAACAACGUGGGGAUGCACCGCCGUCAGAUUACAGACCUGCUGGACCAGAGCAUUCAGAUUCACGCUCAGUGCUUCGUGGUCACCGCGGACAAUCGCUUCAUCCUGCUCUGCGGCUUCUGGGACAAGAGCUUCCGCGUCUACUCCACGGACUCCGCUCCAAAUCAUCGACCCUUCCACAAGACCUCUAAUCCAUCAGGGAAGCUGACCCAGAUAGUUUUUGGUCACCGGGACGUGGUCACGUGUCUGGCCCGGUCUGAGUCGUACAUCGGAGGGGACUGCUACGUUCUGUCCGGGUCCAGGGAUGCCACGCUGCUCCUCUGGUACUGGAACGGGAAACACAGCAGUAUCGGAGAAAACCCAGGAACCGAGUUUGUGACACCCAGGGCCAUUUUGACAGGUCAUGACUGUGAGGUCAUGUGUGCCAGCGUGUGCGCUGAACUGGGACUGGUCAUCAGCGGAUGCAGAGAGGGCCCGUGUCUGAUCCAUUCCAUGAAUGGGGACCUGCUGCGGACCCUGGAGGGGCCGGCGGGCUGCGUGCGACCCCGUCUGAUCCAGUCCUCGACCGAGGGCCAUGCUGUGGUCUACUACGACAAGGGACACUUCUGCUUCUUCUCCGUCAAUGGAAAGUUACUGGGACACAUGGAGCUGGAGGACAGCAUCAAGGCCAUGUUGCUGAGUCGUGACGGCCAGUAUCUGUUGACCGGGGGUGAUGGGGGAGUUCUGUCUGUCUGGCAGGUCCACAACCUCAAGCAGCUGUUCACCUACCCGGGCUGCGACGCGGGGAUCCGCUCUAUGGCCACGUCCCACGACCAAAGGUGCAUCAUCACGGGCAUGGCCUCCGGAAGCAUCGUUCUGUUCUACAACGACUUCAACAGGUGGCACCACGAGUACCAGACCAGAUACUGAGCCACGACCAGACGUCCGAAACCGCCGAUGCGUCGGAGACGCCUGGUGACCACGUGACUCCACACACCUGUCCCAACACACUACUACUGAUCAAUGCAUAUUAUUAUCUCCUGAAUGUAUCGAACAGAAAAAGAUGAAAGAACUGUCCAAUUCUGUUUUCGAAAAAGAAGCAAAAUAUUUUUAAAAACCAGGGCAUUGCUAUAUUUUGUAGAGUGUAUUGAAAAUUUCAUAUAAUAUAAAACCUAGGGCGGGGGGGGGUUAUAAGGUUACAAAUCUAUUUUUAGCUUGUUAAGAGUCUAUUUUCAUCUAUAGCGCGAGGAAAAUAAGGGUAUAAUGUGGAGUAGCUGGGUAGAAAAUUCUAUUUGCAUCUAUUGUCUUAAAAAUCCACAUAUUUGUGUACUUUAGGGGUGAGUGGCUUUUUUCUGUAGGUGUGAAACAUGGGAGUGUAAUCAUUUGGUCGUUUCUCCAAUUUGUUCAGUUCUUUUCUUUUUGCUACCUUGUGGCAACGCAGCUAAAUGGAAUGUAAGUAAAGUUUGUGAGGCAUUCGAGCAGUAAGUUUAGUGAGUCCCUGACUUCUAACAAUACAUUUAUGUGAGGGAAUAUAUUCUAUUUAAUGUUUGUACCGCGCCUCUUGAAGCGGACAGGUCUUGCCUUUCCACGCACGAGUCAUGCCUCCCCUGUUCUGACGCUGCAAGACACAUCACCGGCUGUCAUACCUGUCGGACAAGACAGUCUUAAGGGUAAGCCGUUCAUUCCGGUCUGCCACCGGGAGUGACCAGUCCGCUUGUGUCUGAGUGUUGUCGUGGCGAUCAUUAGCUUUAUUAUAUCUCGUUACCACACAGAGGGGUAACAUUUCUGUCAGCAGAAACUGAUGUCAUGGGUUACACCUGAAGUCGUUUUAAACGUCUUCUUGAACUACUUUCCUUCGAAUUGCUAAAACCUUUCCUUUGUGUAGAAUACGGAGAGCGGAAAAGAAGGAAUUCAGAGGUGCCGAUGUGACUGGUUUUUCGACUUGGUGUGGCCUAUUUAUCACAUUGUUAGCGUAGCUCACUCUGCUGAGGGUUUUGUGUUGUACUGGCAUGUCAACAUCCCAGACCACGCUGAGGUGAUCAAGGCCCUCCGUACCCAAAGCAUUUCAUUAUAGCCAAGAGAGGUGUGAUCUGGAACAAGGGAUCUGUCAGUCUGUCACCGCCAGGUGAUCAUGUUUAGUCAGUGCUUCACCAAGGCAAUCAGGGUGUGCAGUUUUUGAAACGUAAUAAAACAAAAACAAAGAAACACGGAGAAGAAAUUCUUGCCCAACCUGAAGAACGUUUUGCGUUGGGUCAACCUGCGAUUACGACUGCAAUGAAAUUACAAUUACUGUAUUUGUUUGUAUCGCUCAAUAUUUUGGUAAUCAAUUUGGAUGAGUGUUUUUGACGUGUGAGUUCUGACAAUAAAAUGGAAUUUUUUAAGUUGA
Messenger RNA from Esox lucius (northern pike), 11180 nucleotides. It is a transcript of the gene lrba, whose product is annotated as LPS responsive beige-like anchor protein. The record is from RefSeq and is a predicted model, not a curated record. NCBI's taxonomy places the organism in Eukaryota, Metazoa, Chordata, Actinopteri, Esociformes, Esocidae. Gene Ontology annotation, molecular function: protein kinase binding. Gene Ontology annotation, biological process: intracellular protein localization. Gene Ontology annotation, cellular component: membrane; cytosol. The transcript is spliced from 59 exons. Bases 743 to 9724 code for a protein of 2993 amino acids.